AUGGUGCCAGGAGAAAGAUCUACGGAGGAGCUAAGGAGGCAUCAACAAUCACUUAAGAGAGCAAGUGCCAAAGAGAAAAUGGAUAGCAUUGAUUCAAGCCUCUCCCCAAGCCUGCUGCGUCUGGUUAAUCAAUCGAGGGACAAGGGCGCAAGUUCUUGGCUGAAUGCGAUGCCUCUCGCAGACAAAGGUUUAGCCCUCAACAAGCAAGAGUUCAGAGACUCGCUACGCUUGCGUUAUGACUUGCCCUUAGUCGAUUUACCAAGUCAUUGCAUAUGUGGGGAUAAAUUCACCGUUAGUCACGCCCUCUCUUGUAAAAAGGGGGGUUUGUAGCGCAGAGACAUGACGGUGUACGGAACUUGUUAACGACAUUCAUCAACAAGAUCUACAAUAAUGUCGAAAUCGAACCACGCGUUCAACCCCUGGACAACGAGCGAUUUCAUUUGAGGAGCGCUGUUACAAGUUCUGAGGCAAGGUUGGACAUCAAAGCGGGAGGUUUCUGGGCAAGAGGAGUUACGGCAUUUUUUGAUGUUAGAGUUACGCACGUCAACUCCAAGUGUUACCAGAGCAAGCCAACAUCGGAAGUGUUCAAAGAGCAAGAAGAAGAGAAAAAGCGCAAGUACCAGCAGCGGUUGUUAGAUGUAGAAAUGGGUUCGUUUACGCCUUUAGUGUUUGGAACCAAUGGCGGAAUGGGAAACGAGUGUCAGCGGUUCUUAAAGCAUCUCGCAGACAAGAUAGCACAGAAAGACACCGAGCCUUAUCAUGUUGUAAUUACUUGGCUCAGGACACAGAUCUCGUUUGAACUCUUAAGAUCGGUACAUGCAUGCGUCAGAGGUUCGCGAACGCCGUUUCGUAGCAAGAUAGAGCAAUCAUUAGACUGUAAAAUAAAUGUCCCUAGUGCGGAUAUCUGA
Porites evermanni is the source of this 908-nucleotide messenger RNA. The record is from the annotation of a GenBank genome assembly. Lineage: Eukaryota; Metazoa; Cnidaria; Anthozoa; Scleractinia; Poritidae.